CAGGAGUAAACCCACAGGCAACAUGAGUUUAUUAACGUGGGGACUGGUCUGUCUCAUUGGCAUCCUGGUCCAGGGAAUCCAGGGGUCACACUUUGGGUCACGCAGCCGGCAGAGCCUCCUCGGCAGUCCUUUCCUCCCAAAGGUUUCACCACAGGUGUCUCCAAGAAUCCACAGCAGCUAUGAAGACCUCAGAUCGACCGAACAAGCUUCUGAUGAAAUACUAAGUGCUGAAAUUUUGCAAGAGGUCCGGAAGGGGGAACACAGCAUCCUGAGUAUGCCGCAGCAGGACGAGCGGGCUGGUACCAACAACUACUUGACACAGGACAGACGGAACCUAGCAUCAGCAGCUGGCAGCACUAAUUCCAGGUUUUACAGCAAUCAGCACUCCCAUCAUCAACCACUUUCACAGCUACAACACAAAGCAGCAAAUCAUGUUUCUCAGCAAUAUGCGCAACAUCGCAACUCUCCUGCAUCCUUCCAAACCGGCACAGUCACCUCGUCAAACUGCAGGAAUCGUCCAAUCGACCUGGUUUUUAUCAUCGACAGUUCCCGCAGUGUGCGGCCUGCUGAGUUCGAAAAGGCCAAGGAGUUCCUCAUAGACAUGGUGGACACCCUGGAGAUCGGUUCAGAUGCCACCCGGGUGGGCCUCGUCAAUUACGCCAGCACUGUGAAAAUCGAGUUUCACCUGAAGACUUAUUUUGACAAGUAUGCCCUAAAGCAAGCGCUUGCCCGUGUAGAACCUCUAGCUUCAGGCACUAUGACAGGCGUCGCCAUCAAGGCCGCUAUGGAGAAAGCUUUUGUCGCAGAAGCCGGAGCCCGACCCAGCUCCAUGAACAUCGCUAAGGUAGCCAUCAUAGUGACUGAUGGGAGACCUCAGGACCAGGUGGAAGAGGUAUCUGCAGCAGCUCGGGCCGCCGGCAUUGAGAUCUACGCGGUGGGAGUAGACAGAGCAGAUUUGAUGUCCCUCCGCCUCAUGGCCAGCCAGCCUUUGGAAGACCAUGUCUUCUAUGUGGAGACAUAUGGUGUCAUUGAGAAACUCACUGCGAAAUUUAGGGAAACUUUGUGUGGUAAGGAUGAUCGGGGGGGGGGGGGGUAAUAGAUAGUAAUAGACUGCAUUGCAAUGGGCAGCAUCAUAGGAAAACUCCCCUACAUUAAGAAGCCUAAUCUAUUCUUCUCUGCUAAUAUAACCAAAGGACAAAACGUUAUCUUUUCAGGUGUGGAUGCAUGCACUCAAGGACACAAUUGCCAGCAAAUUUGUGUUAACAGUGGUAACUCAUACAACUGUCAGUGUUGGGCUGGCUAUGUCUUGAACCCGGACAAGAGGACAUGCUCACGUCAAGAUGCAUGCGCCCGGGGACAUGACUGCCAACAUAUUUGUGUCAACAAUGGUGAUUCUUACGUCUGCAAAUGUGGAGUAGGAUAUAUCCUGAAUGCAGAUAAGAAAACAUGCUCACGUGUAGAUCCAUGUGCCAGUGGACAUGAGUGCCAACACAUUUGUAUUGACAACGGAGACUCCUACAUCUGCAAAUGUCAUACGGGGUUUGUGUUGAAUCCAGAUAAAAAGACCUGCUCACGGUUAGCAGCAGAUGCAUGUGCCAGGGGGAAUGACUGCCAGCAUAUCUGUGUCAACAAUGGAAACUCCUAUUACUGCAGAUGUCAAGUGGGAUACAUAUUAAAUGUGGAUCAGAAAACAUGCUCACGUGCAGAUGCAUGCGCUCUCGGACACAACUGCCAGCACACUUGCGUCAACAGCGGUGAUUCGUACAUUUGCAAGUGUCGAACAGGAUAUAUUUUGAAUGCAGAUCGGAGAACAUGCUCACAGGAAAUGAGAAGCGAAAUAACUCAAGAUGCCUGCAAGUGUGAAGCUCAGAUUUUGUUCCAGAAAAAAGUGCAGUCAACCAUUCAAGACAUGAGCAGAAGACAUAUCCUUUUAUUUCUCACGAGGACCACAUUUAAAUUCAGUUACAAAUAGAAUCAAAGCAUAUAGUUAUCCCAUCACUUUCAGGAUCAUUUGAUUUGUGUUGAAAUUGUAUACAAAUCACGGAUAAUUUGUGUAUUUCUUUAACUGUUUAUCCACUUGAUGACCUUUCGGACCGAGUGAACCACAUAGAGGACCAGCAGCAGUACUAGGAGUGCUGAUGAUCUCAUGAUGCCACAAACCCACCGUGAUAUUUGUAUAGUUUUGAUUUGUGACUUUCCCAUGGAACACUUUUUAAGUAAAAAAAAAAAAAAGAAAUAUCUACAGUAUGUAGGACACUAAUCGCACUUUCUUUGUAUAUUAAAACCCAUAACUUUGCAUUCAACACACUGUCAAUAACAAAUGGAAAUGAAAUCGGUACACUGAUGUUUACAUUCCACUUUCUCACCAUAUUCUUAGAUCAUUUAAUUACUGAGUAGAAAACAAAGCUGCCGUCAAUGGUAAUAAAACUCAAAUCUUUUAAGCAACAAGAUGAUUGUUCUAACCCUUUGGAUUACAGCUGUACUAUGCAGAGAAAAGGCCAAAUUAAAGCCUGAUCCAGUUGGCCUGCAUACGUUAUAGUUACAUCACAGUUUAAUGACGGAAAUAUGUAGCUAGUAACAAAACAUGCAACAUAUUAUGCAAUAUUAUGGUGCUUUUCUUGUAAGAGUUGUCAACGUUAAGGAAAGCGUGCUGAGUCUUUAUUUAUGGGUUAUGUUAAUUAUAUAUGCACUGUACAUACUGUAGUUAGAACAUGGUUAGCAUCAGCUCUGUUCUUGUAUUUUAUUAAAGAGUCUGAAUUGUAACCUCAUGUGUAUGUAUACAGUAUACAGUGUAUGUACUGUAUCUUGUGUUAUGUCACACCGCCAUGGUGCACGCAGAUGAUGGUUUGGUUUUUCGUCAUUUUGUACUUGAUUCUUUGUAAACCCAUAAGCUCAUAUUUUGGUGCUUUUGUUAUAAAAUAAUCAGUUUCUCCAAUUUGAACAUAUUGUCGGUGCUUGCU
Molecule: messenger RNA, 2960 nt
Organism: Doryrhamphus excisus (bluestripe pipefish)
Lineage: Eukaryota; Metazoa; Chordata; Actinopteri; Syngnathiformes; Syngnathidae
Source: RefSeq, a predicted model, not a curated record